Leptidea sinapis is the source of this 3043-nucleotide messenger RNA. RefSeq lists its product as uncharacterized. The transcript has 6 exons. The record is from RefSeq and is a predicted model, not a curated record. Lineage: Eukaryota; Metazoa; Arthropoda; Insecta; Lepidoptera; Pieridae. Bases 138 to 986 code for a protein of 282 amino acids.
UGCGAAGCGAACGUCGCCCAAGCAAUCAUUUUUCCGAAUUCGUCACAGUCACGGAAACGUUACUUUUAAAACAGAAUUUGAAGUGUUUGAAAAUAAUGUGAUUUUUUAUAAACCUAUGUGAGUGGCAGCUUUAUAAAAUGGUUGUGUUAUUUAUAAUCUGUGUUUUGAUUGCUCGUACCAUGUGCCACACAAUCACCCAGAUGGAUGUACCGCGGUGGGCAGAUCCCAGAAUAGAUGCACAACUGAAGUGUCAAUACACUCGCCAACCUGGUGAUCCAGGGCUGCACUCUGUUAAGUGGUACAGGGGCAAGCAUGAGAUAUUUAGAUUCAUGCCACAAGAGUACGAAACAAGAUCAUUCAACAACAGCGGUAUAUCCGUCACCAACAGCUCUUGUGACAUGUUCAAGUGUGUGAUCUCCGUGAGACCAGAUCAGGGUACCGCGGUGUACACCUGUGAGGUAUCCAGUGAGGGACCCAGGUUCGCUGUAGACAGGCGCUCCGCUAACAUGACGCUCGCUGUGCUUCCAGAGUACGAGCCUCUUAUCACGGGCCUCCCGACAAUAGUGCAAGCGGGUCAACAGGCUUUCGUCAACUGCACUUCGGAUUACUCUCUGCCAGCAUCCCACAUUGAGUGGUUCAUUGACGGUGAAUUACAAGAGGAUCCAAUAAUAACAGAAAACACACACGUGUCUGGUGCGGAUGGCGAUGGUUUGCAAGCUUCGUGGAGGACUCUGCACGUCUUCCCAGAUGACUACUCGACACACAGAGGCUUUCUGUCCCUCGAAUGUCGUUCAACAGUACCAACUCGACCUGUGCACGUGCGAAGCAUGGCUGUGCGACUUUUCAUUGCAAGUCGCCCACACAUAUCUUCUUUCAUGUUAAGUAAAAAUAAUGCAGUUUCAGGAUGUAAUGCUGUGACAUCAAAUACACAAGAAAUAUUUGCUGUAUGGACAAUUUUAGUGCUGUUGAGAAGACAAGUGCCUUGAGUGAAAUGGACUGAUGCUCAAUACUCAUUUGUACUAACAAUGUAAAAACAUGUAAAUUGGAUCCGGAUCUAUCAAUAGAAAUAGGGCUUUAUAUAUUUUUAUUUGUGUUGUUUAUUUUCCAUCCCUUAGAUAAUUUACACGUCUCGAUAGAGUCUCUUGCUGUUAGACAACCGAUGAAAACAGGCCAGGUUUAAUACUUUAGUGUGCGUGAAAAGCUCCGUCUAAAUUCGCGAUUUAUAUGACACUUUAUGUAACACGUGCAUUGCUCAAAAUAGAGGUUAACUCUAAACUCAAUUUUUCGACGUUUUCACAGCUGUCAUUGUCUAUCAAGACGUAUAAAUGAUCUAAGUUUCAUCCAACCCUGUGGCUUAAUAAAAUUGAUAACUGAUAAAAUUUUGUUAGAUUCACUGAAUUUUUUAUUCAAACUAAUAAAUUGAUAUUUACAAUUCAGCGCGCUUAGUUAAAAUCGAUUGAGCUUUAAAUUGAAUGUUUGAGUUUAAAAUACUCAGAAAUUUGUUGUGAAUCAACGGGUUCUGUACUAAAAUGAUAAAGUGUAAAAAUACUUAAUAAAAAAAUGCUUAUCGCGUAAUCAAUUUCAUUUUUUUAACUAUAAGCCUUAGUUCUCGUAAGACAUGUAACUUUUACAGCUAUUUAAAAUAUAGAGAUAUAGUUUUAGUUAUAGAAUCAUGAUUCUUCUUUUAUCAUAGUCUUUCAGAAAGUGCUUAUUAUCUUCGAGAAUUUAUGCGUCUAGAUACAGCCUCUUGCUUCUAGACAACUGAAGAUGAAAAAAGGCCAGGUUUAAUACGUUAGUGUGUGUGACAAGCUACGUCUCACACUCACGACUUGUAUAUCAGUUUGUGGUAGUGUGCGUGCGUUACUCAACGACGUUUUGACGUUUUCACAGCUGUCACAAUCUAUCUAGGCGUAUAAACAAUCUGAGCUUAUUGUAAUAAAACAGUAAGUGAUUCACAGAUAACAGGGGCACGAUAAGAUAUCUUUACUAUUAAGACUAUUACUAUCCCUACAUGUAUCUUAGUAAUAUUCUAUCUCAUUUUCUCGAGUGUCUCACUAUUACUAAUGGCUAUACUAACGCUUCUAAUGGCACAAAUAAUGACUACUUAAUUAUGAAUUAUGUUUACGUCAAUAUUAUCUGUGAUGGUUUUUUUGUAACUAAAACGCACUAGUAUUAUUUUUUUAUUUUUGCCCUGCAUAUAACCUCAAAAUUCUUGAAGGAGUUUGGUUCUCAAUCAAAUAGUUUUCUUUACAAAAUUUUUGUAUGACGCAUUACACGCAUUAGAUUUAAAAUAAAUUAAUUUUUAAACCAUAUAAUGUAAAUAAACAAUACAAUUAAGUUAUUUUGAAUUUAAAUAAAUUAUUGUCAUUGAAUUGGCUGAAUACGUAGAGACCGUUGCCCUGUCUGUCCUCUAAGAAAGGUACUUACUCUCGCGAAAUUACAUUUCAACUAGAUUUACCUGAGGCUACCAAUGUCUUUGUGAAAAUAUAAUAUACUUGAAAACACGCCAAGUUUUUAUACGUAAGCCAGCAACAACGAAUGAAAACAGGCCCGGUUUAUUACUUUAGUGUGCGUGACAAGCUACGUUAUACACUCGCGAUAUGUAUUUCUUUGACAGUCAAUCUCAAUUAUUUUCGAUGUUUUGACAGCUGCCAAAGUUUGUCUAGACGUAUAAAGGAUCUAAGCAUUAUUUAAUUUUUCCAUUAACAAAGUAACACGAAAUCUACCCAGAAGAAUCCUUAUGACAUUGUACUUUAACUAGUCGUACAGUAUUGUUUUUUCUGUUGCUAUAGUCAUUAAGUCUUUUGCAUUAUAAAUGCACAAUUUCUACUAUCAUGCACUUAAAUUGUAAAUAGUUUAAUCGAUUGUAAAACAGCGAUAAAAUAAUAAUUCAUAUUAUAUCAAUAUUAUGUUAUAAUUGUACGGAAAUAUAAUGUUUUGUGUGAUAACGUUAUGUAAAUAGUUGUGCCAAACAUUUUUAUUAGAUAAGUAUGGUUUGUACAGAAUAAAUAUGAAUUGAUGUGAAUAAUAAUUAUUGAAUAAA